AUGACCCAAAAGACCGUUUUCCAGGGAGACGCAAAGUCGGAGGCCCACGUCUCCGUGGCCUCGUCUGUCUACUCCGAGAAGCAGGGCGCGUCCUGUACUGUGCAUGGGCCGUCCCAGACACCUCAUCUAGACCGUCAACUUCAACAGCCCCAAACCAAGGAGAUCCUGCAGGCACUCUCCGUGGCUCUCAAUGAUAUUGCGGAUGAGCGCCAAUGCACCAAAUGUGCGGUGGAAACUGCCUCGGGCCUCUUGACGGGGUAUGUCCGCGAGGUGAAAGCGGCCAAGAAGAAUGGCCAAUAUUCCAAGGAGGAGAGGAAGGCGCUCAAGAAGGAAGUGAAGGCUUUGGGUAGGGGGGUCAAACGCGAUGUGAAAGCGUUGUGGUUGGAGGAGAAAUAG
Aspergillus bombycis is the source of this 396-nucleotide messenger RNA. RefSeq lists its product as uncharacterized. The record is from RefSeq and is a predicted model, not a curated record. The coding region runs from base 1 to 396 and encodes 131 amino acids. Lineage: Eukaryota; Fungi; Ascomycota; Eurotiomycetes; Eurotiales; Aspergillaceae. The transcript has 2 exons.